UUAGGGUUUUGCCACUGGCAGCUGUUUUUUUCCCCUUUCCUGUUUCUGUCUCUCCUUCUUUUAGGUUGCUCCACCCCGCCCAGGAUCAGGCCAGGGGGAACCGGCCGCACCGCGGUUGCCAACUCGCGCCGGGCGCUUUGGCGAAGUCCCGGAGUGGAGUCCCGCGUCCCGCCUCCUCCCUGCGGGGCGCGCUCUCCUCGCUCCCCCCGCAACCCUUCCCCACUUUUCCCCCCUUUUGCAAUCACAUGGCAUUUUAAGAAUGCCGGAAAGAUGGCGGUAGCGGCGGCGGCGGCAGCGGCGGCCGGGCCGGCCGGCGGGGGAGGCGGCCGAGCGCAGCGGAGCGGGCUGCUGGAAGUUUUGGUGCGGGAUCGCUGGCACAAAGUUCUGGUGAACUUGAGCGAGGACGCCCUGGUUCUGAGCUGCGAGGAGGGCGCUGCGGCGUACAACGGCAUCGGGACCGCCACCAAUGGCUCGUUCUGCAGGGGCGCCGGCGCGGGGCACCCGGGCGCGGGCGGCGCGCAGCCCCCGGACUCGCCCGCCGGGGUCCGCACCGCCUUCACUGACCUGCCCGAACAGGUCCCCGAGUCCAUCUCGAACCAGAAGCGUGGCGUGAAGGUGCUGAAGCAGGAGCUGGGCGGGCUGGGCAUCAGCAUCAAGGGGGGCAAGGAGAACAAGAUGCCCAUCCUCAUCAGCAAGAUCUUCAAGGGGCUGGCGGCGGACCAAACUCAAGCCCUGUACGUAGGGGACGCCAUCCUGUCCGUAAACGGGGCCGACCUGCGGGACGCCACGCACGACGAGGCGGUGCAGGCGCUGAAGCGCGCUGGCAAGGAAGUGCUGCUGGAAGUGAAGUAUAUGAGGGAAGCCACACCCUACGUGAAGAAAGGCUCCCCAGUAUCCGAGAUUGGGUGGGAAACGCCUCCACCAGAAUCCCCUCGGUUAGGCGGCGGGUCCUCAGAUCCUCUGUCAUCGCAGUCCUCCUCCUUCCAUAGAGACCGGAAAAGCAUCCCUCUCAAGAUGUGCUUCGUCACUCGGAGCAUGGCCUUGGCUGACCCUGAGAACAGGCAACUUGAAAUCCACUCUCCAGAUGCUAAGCACACGGUGAUCCUGCGAAGCAAGGACUCAGCCACUGCCCAGGCCUGGUUCACUGCCAUCCAUUGCAACGUCAGUGACCUGCUCACCCGAGUGAUCACCGAGGUCCGAGAGCAGCUGGGGAAGACGGGCAUUGCUGGGAGCCGGGAGAUCAGGCAUCUUGGCUGGCUUGCAGAAAAGGUGCCCGGGGACAGCGAGAAACAGUGGAAGCCAGCCCUGAUUGUGCUGACUGAGAAGGACCUUCUAAUUUAUGACAACAUGCCACGGAGGAAGGAAGCCUGGUUCAGCCCAGUUCACACGUACCCUCUUCUUGCCACCAGGCUGGUCCAUUCAGGUCCAGGGAAAGGAUCACCCCAGGCUGGUGUAGAUCUGUCCUUUGCAACACGAACUGGUACCAGGCAGGGUAUUGAAACGCAUCUCUUCAGGGCUGAGAUCAGCAGGGACCUCUCACACUGGACAAGGAGCAUAGUACAGGGGUGCCAUAACUCAGUUGAACUCACUAUUGAAGUCACCACAGCUUGCACCUAUAAAAACCAGGAGUGCCGGUUGACCAUACAUUAUGAGAAUGGAUUUUCUAUUACCACUGAACCACAGAAGGGUGUCUUUCCCAAGACAAUCAUACAGGCUCCUUAUGAAAAGCUGAAAAUGUCUUCAGAUGAUGGAAUCAGGAUGCUGUAUUUAGAUUUCGGAGGCAAAGAUGGAGAGCUUCAACUGGACCUUCAUUCCUGCCCCAAGCCGACUGUUUUCAUCAUUCAUUCCUUCCUGUCAGCUAAGAUUACAAGGCUGGGGUUGGUGGCCUGAACAGAGGAGCGAAUUGCCUUUGAGAAAAGGAGGGCUGCGAUGCCACCGAAAAGUGUCAUAUCAGACACCAUUUGCAGUGAUGCACCAGAUGUAGCAUGCCACUGUCAGCUCUGGAUCCCAAGAGUCCUGUGUAACAGUCCCAGACUCCUCUGUCAAUUUCAGCAACUAUAAAGGGUACCUUCAGAAAAAUUCCACAAGGACUAUCAGAAUGAAACUGUUGUUUUAGAACAGUAAAAGGGUAAAGAGGUGAGGCUGAUUGGAAAUACACAGCAUAGCUUUUAAAUAAUGACAGUCAAGGACAUGAACAUUAGAACAGCAUGUGCAGAUCUUAAUCAUACCAGUUUCUAGGCAACUGGUUCACCCAGGUAAGCAAGGGCUGUAUAGAUGAGAAAUGGACAUUUUCCACCUCUCCCCUCCCCACCCCUUGUUUUAUUGCGCUUUAUUUCCUAUUUCUAAUUGAGUUGACUUUCGCUGCUAAGGAAAGAAAAGUACUUCCAAUGGAAACCCACCUUUUAUUUAAGUGUGAAACAGCUGUUACUUUUUCUUAAUGAAUUAUCUUUCAAUGAUGUAGAAUGAUUCUGAAGUGUUCUGAUUAGCAUACGAUGAGUGGGAAUUAAAUAAAGCAUCAGAUACUGAUCUGAGCUGUAAGCUGGUGGAUUCUGAGCCAAAGUAGACUGCUUAAAUUGCAAAGCUUUGCUGAAGAGUGGUGUGCGUGAAAGAUGAUUAAUUCUGGGACUACACUCAUACCCAAGGUCUGCUGUCUUAGAGCCAUGACUUAUAGCUUUAUUUAUAAAAGCAAAUUAUGGAUUUUUUUAAAAGAUUGUCAAUGGAUAUAUAUAUAUACAAUAAUUCAUGCGGGGUUAACUAAUUUUCCCCGUCUUGUGGUUUUCAGUGGAAGUACUCAGCAAUUUAUUGGCCCUUGUUUCUGCCUGUGCUUGUAUGCAUGCAUUUUCAAGCAAGUAAUAGAGCAGCCUUAUAUGAUUCUGG
Molecule: messenger RNA, 2877 nt
Organism: Lipotes vexillifer (Yangtze River dolphin)
Lineage: Eukaryota; Metazoa; Chordata; Mammalia; Artiodactyla; Lipotidae
Gene: SNTB1
Product: syntrophin beta 1
Exons: 7
Coding region: 271-1890 (539 amino acids)
Cellular component (GO): dystrophin-associated glycoprotein complex; synapse; intracellular anatomical structure
Molecular function (GO): protein binding; structural molecule activity
Source: RefSeq, a predicted model, not a curated record